This is a messenger RNA of Drosophila serrata, 2426 nucleotides long. It is a transcript of the gene vret, whose product is annotated as vreteno. NCBI's taxonomy places the organism in Eukaryota, Metazoa, Arthropoda, Insecta, Diptera, Drosophilidae. The record is from RefSeq and is a predicted model, not a curated record.
UUACAGUAGAAUAUAUUUUAUAUUUAUCCUUUGUCGAGGAUAUUCACUUUUACAGCGAGUUGGCAGUCCCUCUUCCAAAAGCACGCGAUCUACUCGAAUUCAGGUGUCAAAUUUCUAAAAAUUGAAAAUAUAAAGCGGAACGAUGGCGAUUAGCCUGGAGGAAUGGUCCGAUUGGAAUCCCAUGUCCCAGGACUUCAAUAAUGAAUAUAUUAACGAUCAGUGGCAGAAUAUGAUCGAGGAGGAGCCUGCCCCUGUCAGGGCGCAGUCUUUUUCAUUCAAGGACACCAUCGAGGCGAGAAAAAAGGCCCGCAGCGAGAAGCAGCAGAAAUACCCAUAUCUGGUGGUGAAGAAAAUCUCAGAAUUUGUUACGGAAAAUAUGCUUACAUGUUUCUUUGGGAGAGAUCUAAUCCAGGACAUGGAAUAUCGCCCAAUGUCGCGAAUUUUCUUUGUCUACUUUAAGAACAUCGGUUCGUUCGAGGCAGCGCAAACGAAAGUGGAGCUCAACCCAUCCUUGAUCACUUGCCAACGCGGUCGCCACAGGCCGCCCCCGGAGAAAAACGACAAUAUACCAGCUGCAGCUGCAGAUCCGGGUCCGAAUCCCUCAAUCACUGAGCGAACCGAAGUGAAUCUCUCGUUGCGAAUGAUAUGCACCUCAACUGGCUGUCAAAAACAUCCGAUCUUUAUUCAGCCUCCGUUACUGACGAAGGCGGAUUACGCCGCCAAGGAAUCACUGCUGGCCAUCAACGAUCCAGAUCGGCGCUACCUGAAUGUCAAGUAUGAGUUUGCCUGGGAGCGGCAUGGCAUCUAUGUGCUCAAAGAGGAGCGGGUGCAGAUGAACUGCACUGUGCACUAUCUUUCGGGUAGAUCCAGAACCAUACCCCUUUUUGCCGAUGAGGAAAGCACGAAGGCCGAAGACAAUAAUACCCUAAGCCAUUUGAUCGAAAAAAUGGGGCUGCGGCAGUGUGUGGCCUGUCAUAAUUGGACAGACGUGUCCUGCAAGGACUGCAGUAUGCCUUUUUGCAACGAGGAAUGUUUUGAUGAUGUGAACAAGGCGCACAAAGAGAGUUGCGGAACUGGCAAAGAACUCGACCUUGGUGAUAGCGUUGGAAGUAGACGCAAAUUCCCAAAGCCCCAAAUGCCACCGUCCGGAUCUAAGGUUAAGAUUACCGCAUUCCAACAGACAAAUGUCUGCUAUGUGCGCUCCACUGAGUAUCAUGAUGAAGUCGCCUACAUCAGAGUCCUUACUGAAAUAAUAAUGGAGGGCAAAGAGGCGGCAAGGCUCGAGAAUCUGCCGAAAUCUGGAGAGAUGGUUCUUGUUAAGUUUGAGACCGAAAUAACCCGUGCCAUGGUGCUCUAUGUUGACAAUCUAAACGACAUAUAUGUGGUGUGCAUCGAUUUUGGGAACGUUGAGGUCGUAAAGUUGGAAGACCUUUAUCAAUGUAGUCCCUAUCUCGCAGGCUUACCGUGUUAUACCAUUGCCGUGCAGUUACGUGGAGUUCCCAAGGCCUUUUUGAGCCCCAAUAUCAGGGAAGCGAUUUACGAGCUGAGUGGGACGAUGGUGUAUAAAUUGAAGUACUCAAAGCAGGAGUACGACUCUGUUAAGAACAUCCAGGUCGCUGUGCUGACCGAAGUCUAUAAGAACGGUAGCCUGAAUCGUUUGCUCAAGACUAUCAUGUCGCCGACGGUUCCUCCAUUGUCGGAUCCUGGAUUCAAAGAGGAUUAUCUUCCACAUAUAUCCUUGCCCACUGGCAAGAACAUUGAGUUGGUUGUGAUGGACAAUACUCUUCUAAAAUUCGGUCUUAUUUACUGCACGCUCAAGGAUCUGUCUUAUGAGGUCACCAAAAUACAAAGGGACAUGCAGGCAUAUGGCGAAAAGCCAAGCACAUGUUCAUUUUACGCUCCACCGAAAGAUGAACUUUGCGUAGCCAAAUACGAGGGCAAGUGGUGCCGGGGUCUUUCGAUGGAGCUGGUGGGCGAUGGAUAUCCCAGCAUUUUGUUCCUAGAUUACGGCAACAUUGUGCCCAUCCACGUGAGCGACAUACGUCCGUAUCCACCACAGUUUAGGUUCCCAGUGUUGACCACUGAACUCGAUUUGAUUGGUUCACCAGAAAACCCUACCGAUGAGCAGGUCAGGCGCCUAGAGCAGUAUCUGGUUGUGGGUUCAACCGUCAGCUGCAGCGAAAUAGUUUGGUGUCAAGAAUCCAACAACUAUUCAGUUCGCUUCGAUGAACUGCAAAAUAUUUUUAAUUUAAAAUAACUUUGUAAGGACAUACAUAACAUUCCAAAAUAAGAACUUCCAAAAACAGUUAUUAAUAUUGAAGUUAUGAAAUAAUUCUUUAAUUUCUUUGUUUAAGUUUUGACAUUUUCGUUAUUCCUGAAGUGAAAUAUAUUAUCAUGUUCAUAUUAAUAAAUCCUUAUUACACUUA